Messenger RNA from Microdochium trichocladiopsis, 2232 nucleotides. RefSeq names its product prenylcysteine oxidase. Gene Ontology annotation, biological process: prenylcysteine catabolic process; prenylated protein catabolic process. The record is from RefSeq and is a predicted model, not a curated record. The transcript is spliced from 2 exons. NCBI's taxonomy places the organism in Eukaryota, Fungi, Ascomycota, Sordariomycetes, Xylariales, Microdochiaceae. Gene Ontology annotation, molecular function: prenylcysteine oxidase activity. Bases 119 to 1894 code for a protein of 591 amino acids.
ACUUGCCUGGACCAGAUCAGAGAGCUUCGUGUUCGCCUGUCCAAUUCUUGCCGUUCCCCUGUGUAUCCAUCUCCUUUUCUCAGUAAGAUCCGUUCUGCUGUGACAGUCACUGCCCAAAAUGCACUUUGAAUGGGUUAAACAAGCCGCGGGCUUCCUCUCGCCCGUCUUUGCCAACCAGCUGGCUGAUACGGAGGCCUUCGAUGGCAGCAUCAAUGCUGUCAAGCAGGUUGCCAUCAUUGGUGCUGGCGCUGCGGGUGCCUCGACGGCAUAUCACUUGCAUAAGUUCGCAGCCGCGGAGGGCAUCGAGCUCAAUGUGACCAUCUUUGAGAAGACGUCUCAUAUUGGCGGGCGGUCGCUUACGGUCAACGCCUACGAUGACCCGCUGCAGCCUGUUGAGCUUGGUGCCUCCAUCUUUGUCGAGGUCAACCACAUCCUCUGGAACGCCACAAACGACUUCAACCUCACCAGGGUUGACCCGGGCGCUGACGAGAAGGGCACCCUCGCCAUCUGGGAUGGCUACUCCUUCGUGUACGAGCAGGACUCGGACUCGUGGGGGUGGUGGAACCUCGCGAAGCUCUUCUGGAAGUACGGCACUGCCCCGUACUACACAGACAAGCUCGUCAAGCAGGUCAUCAACACCUUUCUGAAGCUCUACGAGAGGCCGUACUUCCCAUUCCGCUCCCUCUCUACCCGGGCAUUCGAGUUGGGCCUGACUGCCAUCACCGGUGUCACGGGUGAGCAGUUCCUGGCCCAGAACAAGCUGGGCGGUGCUUUCGCCCACGACAUCGUGCAGGCUGCAAGCCGAGUCAACUAUGCCUCCAACCUAGCCUACAUCCACGGCGUGGGAGCCAUGGUCUCAAUGGCUCCCGAGGGUGCUGUCUCUGUGCUAGGGGGUAACUGGCAGAUGUUUGCCCGCAUGGUCGAGAGUUCUCAGGCUCACGUCCAGCUCGACACUGCCGUGACCUCCAUCGCUGAGGUCAAGAGCAAGGAUCCCUUGGCACCGGCCUCGCGGUUCAGCAUCACGAGCUCGUCCAAGAGAGGUGGCUCCGAGGUCGUCACGAAGCACCCGUUUGCGUUUGACAACGUGGUCAUUGCCGCGCCCUACCAGUUCAGCGGCAUCAAGACCGAGGACAACCUGAUCCAGCACCCGAUCGACGAAAUCCCGUACGUCAAGCUGCACGUCACUCUUUUUGCCUCGCCCUUCCGCUUCAGCCCAGAGUUCUUCAACCUCCCCGCUGGCACGAAGACCCCGACAGCGGUGCUCACGACUCUCGCCGAGGGCGAGGAUCCCAAGUCGGGUUCCGAGGGUGCCGGCCAUUCGGGCUUCUACUCGGCCUCCCUCGUCAAGGUCGUGACGAAUCCCAAGACCGAGAACAAGGAGUUCGUCUACAAGAUCUUCUCGCCCGCGGCGGUGACGCCCGAGUUCCUGUCGAAGCUUCUUGGCGUCACGAUCCCCGAGACUUUCACCGGCGCUGUUCCCUCGUCCUCCGAGAACGCCAGCAGUGGUGAUGCCGAUGGCGAGAGCACCGUCGUCGAGCCGAUCUCUUGGUACCAUCCCGCCGUUUUCCACCCGUACCCGCAGAAGCUCCCCCGCGUCACCUUCCAGGACCCCAUCCUGCGCGACGGGCUGUACUACACUUCGGGCAUUGAGAGCUUCAUCUCGACCAUGGAGACGUCCGCGCUGAUGGGGAUGAACGUGGCGCGGCUGAUCGUGGACGACCUUGCGUCCUCGGCGCCGGUGGCAUCCAUCUCGGACGACGAGGACAUCGUCGUCGUAGAGGUGCCUGCCGCUGCUGUCGCGGAGGACACGAAGGUAGAGGAGGUCACCGAGGCGGUGCCUGCUACGUCCGAAAUAAGCCUCUCAGAGGAGACCGUUCCCAACGUAGAGCUGUAAAGAGUGUGCAAGAGGGUCUUUUUGGCAGCCAUGGGUAGAGCAGCACGCGGAUCUGCCUGGUUUUUGCGCUCCUUCAUUUCUGUGCGUGGUAAUACGGGACGAAGCCGGGGGGAAGUCAUGAGGUCAUAUCAAAAAGCGCUCAUUUGCAUCCAUUUUCUUUUUGUUUUUUUCUCUUCUGUUCUGUCGUCAGUUUCCUUGGUCUUCUUACGUAUAGUCUAGUAAUACCGCACAGCACGGGCACGCUCGCCACGAGAUUUUAUUAGCAUAUCCUCGUAUAAACGAGCUUCAAUUACAUCAUCCACCAUGUCCUCUCGAAAAAAGUCAAACAAAGAAAAAGG